AUGGCAUGCAAAUUCAACUCCAUUAAAUUAAUUUCAUUCUGUAUCUUCUCGCUACUAAAAUACCAGGGCCUAUUUUCUCAAAGCACCGAGAAGUACAGCAGCGAUACGUGCUCCGUUUGCCUGAACAACUUCUACAAGGACGUCACGCAGAGCUCAUGGAAACUGGAUAAAUUAUACGAAGAGAUGAGAUACAAUGUGAACAGUUUCAUAUCGGCUUUCAACAAAAACAAGACUGAAAUACUUAAAAUUUUCACGGAGGCGAAAAUGGAAAUAAAGGCGCCAGGAUAUAUGGGAAGAACAGGAGUUCCUGGAGAUACGGGAUCAACUGGAAAUACGGGAUGGACAGGAAAAACUGGUCAACCAGGUAUGACAGGAUCACCUGGAUUGACAGGUUUUCCGGGAUUUCCGGGAGAUCCUGGAUUAAUGGGAUAUACUGGAUUACCGGGAAAUACAGGUUAUCUUGAAUUUUGUGAACAAUAUCAAAUAUUUAAAAACGGAGUUCGUCUGAUUUUGUUUUCUGUUGGGAAUUUUUCGGCUGCAGAUAAUAUUGUCGGAAAUUUUAAAAUAAUAAUAUGA
Helobdella robusta is the source of this 576-nucleotide messenger RNA. RefSeq lists its product as hypothetical. The record is from RefSeq and is a predicted model, not a curated record. Bases 1 to 576 code for a protein of 191 amino acids. Lineage: Eukaryota; Metazoa; Annelida; Clitellata; Rhynchobdellida; Glossiphoniidae. The transcript has 2 exons.